This is a messenger RNA of Cherax quadricarinatus, 778 nucleotides long. The record is from RefSeq and is a predicted model, not a curated record. Lineage: Eukaryota; Metazoa; Arthropoda; Malacostraca; Decapoda; Parastacidae.
CUAGUUGGAUGAAUCUUAUUGAAGCUAGUUUGUCUAGUGGUUAACGCGACGGUCUGGAGUUUUGAGACUGACUGCAGGUUCAAACCCCACCCGUGGUAUAGUUUUUUACAGCGGGAAGCCGGGUUCGAUACGUCGUAAGUUGUCAGUGGUCCUUACAAACCCAACAAGACGAACAGCAACAAUGGCAGCAGUGUCAGAAACUAUUCUAGCUGGAGUUGGCAACACCUUGCUAGUGGUGUCUGGUAAAGGUGGUGUAGGUAAGAGCACUGCUACAGUACAACUUGCCUAUACUCUUAGAGCAGCUGGUCACCGAGUUGGUAUCUUAGACAUUGAUCUGUGUGGGCCCUCAAUUCCACGCAUGAUGGGAGUUGAGGGUAAGGAUGUUCUCACUACUCCUGAGGGGAAAUGGGUUCCAGUUUUUGUUGAUGAAGAAAAAAGAUUGAGCGUUAUUUCUAUUGCAUUCUUUCUGGAAUCCAAGAAUGAUGCAGUCAUCUGGAGGGGUCCAAAGAAGAAUGCAAUGAUUAAGCAGUUACUAACCAGCAUUGUGUGGGACAUUGACUAUUUGAUCAUUGACACUCCUCCUGGCACUUCUGAUGAACAUAUUUCUCUCAUGGAAAAUAUAAGAAGUGCAUCUGUUCUUGGAGCUGUCCUGAUAACAACACCACAGAUGAUCGCAGUUGACGAUGUUACAAGAGAACUAAGUUUCUGCAGAAGAACAGGCAUUAACGUACUUGGCAUUAUUGAGAAUAUGUCUGGCUUUGUUUGCCCAAACUGUUCU